Asparagus officinalis (garden asparagus) is the source of this 465-nucleotide messenger RNA. RefSeq lists its product as uncharacterized. The transcript is spliced from 2 exons. The coding region runs from base 1 to 465 and encodes 154 amino acids. Lineage: Eukaryota; Viridiplantae; Streptophyta; Magnoliopsida; Asparagales; Asparagaceae. The record is from RefSeq and is a predicted model, not a curated record.
AUGGCACUAUUCACUCCAGGUGAUGCAGAGCAGCAGACCGGUAGAGUGUAUGUAGUGGUUCCUCGCGAUCAUGGCACGACCGAAGCUGUGGUGGAAGAGAGUGUUUGUAGGAGAUGCAUCAUCAGCUUGGAUGAUUCUGAGUUCGCGAUUGAUUUGAUCGUGUUGCAUAUGUUUGAAUUUGAUAUGAUCCUUGGUAUGGAUAAGCUAUCUUCCUACCAUGUGAGUAUCGACUGUUUUGCGAAAACAGUUAGUUUGAGAGCAUAUGAUGGAUCAGAGUUAGUGGUAGCUACCUCCGGAGACAACCAGUUUGCGGAGUCAUUUCUGGCGUACGUAGAGGAGGUGAUAUUAUGGGAUCGGAGCGCAGAUUUGAGUGAGAUGCGAGUAGUCUCAGAUUACCAGGAUGUUUUCCAGGACAUACCAGGGUUACCUCCAGUGAGAGAGGUCGAGUUUUGCAUAGAGUUGUAG